UACUCAGCUUUCACACACACUCCAAUACAUCCAAAUGGAGGAAUCAGGAAUGGACUGCUGUCUGCUGUUAUAGCACUUCUCUCACAACUAUGUCUCGCUAUUACCUUUUCUUCUGCCAUGGACAAGAUAAUCACGUUCUUGUUUUUGCUGACAUUGUUUAUAUUCAGUAAGGAUGGUGGAGUCACUGCUGGCUUUAAAGGCUCAGUCCUUGCCAGCCUCGCCCUUACCAAAAGCACUCAGGAGCAACUGGCAUUCCAUCACAACCACCAGAACCAUCAGGAUGGAGGGCUCCUUGGCCAAAGAGAGCCGACGUUCACCCUCAAGGUACAGGUGAAGAAUGCGGUGAACCAGCAGCCCCUGAGCCAUGCAACAGUGGAAGUGUUUGCAAACUACACACUCAUCAAUUCCACCACGACCAGCAUUAGUGGAGUCACCGUGCUCAAGGUGCCAUACACAAACAGCUGGCCUCUUAUGCUGGUGGCCAGGAAAGAUGGAUACAUCCAAACCCCACUGCUGUGGAAAACCACCAAAAUACCAAUUUUUUCAUCUGUAACGCUACCACUUUUUUACCAAAACCAAGGAAAUAUCUGGCUGUUUGAAGAUCUGGUUGUCAUAACAGGCAAAAUGUCUGAUACCGUGCCUCCUGCAAAUGUGCAGUUCCCAAAGAGGCUGCUCUCCUUACCAGACAACAACAUCUCCUCAUUAACAGCCUACCUGACUGUCCCUCGUCUUCCUGCAGAAAAACAUUUUUUCCCCAAUACCACCGGCAUCAUCAUGAGCAAGUCAGGAUAUAAGAGUGUAGAGUUAAACCCAAUUGCAGCAGUUAGUGUUCAGCUCUUGUGUAAUGGAGUAGAUGUGCAGAUAUCAGGCCCUGUCCAGAUCACACUGCCUCUCGCUGAAAGCAGCCAGUCACAGCUCUCCUAUACUGUCCCAGCCUGGACGUUUGACAGAACGAUUGGUGCAUGGGUGAAUAGUGGUCUGGGAAAAGUUCAGAUGGAGAACAGGCACUUGGUUUGGGUCUACACGGCUCCUCAUCUGGACUAUUGGAUUGCUGCCCCAUUUCCUUCGUCCGCAGGUUACAUGGGACAUGAAAGCACUUUGGACUUCAUUUCAUACAAUGCAUACCUUCUUGUUCCAGUGGUGGGAGGAGGUUUAAUCAUUGCAGUUGGAUUGCUUGCGGUGAUGUCAUGCUAUUGUAGAGAAUCCCUCUGUAGGCGAAAAAGAAAGCGAGUCCACAGCCGAAAAACAAUGGCUCAGAAGAAAGAACAGACCACAGGCAGAAACAACAGCAACGAGCAGUUGGACAUUUAUUUUAAAGCUCCUACAUCUCGCAAACACAGGCAUCAUUCAGCUGCAUCUGUCAGUAAGAGGAAUCGGCUUGAGCUGAAAAGUAAACUCAAUAGGAGCAUGGGGAAAACUGGCCAGGCAGAAAUUCAACUUCCACAGGAGUCUUCAAAAACAUUACAGACACCACAAAAUGUCAACAGUAGAGAACUUGUGAUAUCUGUCUCACUGCAUGAAAAUAUGUUUCCAGAAAGCUUAGGUCUGUACAACCAGUCUGUAGCAUUGAUUCAGGUUCCACAUCACAGCACAUCAUCAAACAAAGCAUCAGGAAGUAGGUCUGCUACUCUACCAAGGAAGGCAGUCGAGACCAAUGGCUUUGAAAGACAAGGUAACAAGCAAACAUUACAAACAAUGGAACUCUCAGAGGUUCAGCAGCAAGCUCGAACUAGGGAGACAAAAUAUGGAGAGCCCAGAGCAAAAGGCUGGGGCUGCUUGUUGGAGUCUGUGUCUGUCCCAGACACCCUGAACAAAUCUACAGGCACAGACGCUUCCUGUGGGACUCAUCAAGGAAGCUCUGAGCGGACACUACUGGAGCUGUCUAAAAGUAAUCACUUCCCUCAUCCAAAAGCCUGGUUCGUUUCUCUGGAAGGAAAACCUGCUGCACAGGUCUUCCACUCCAUCGUAGACCUUCAUAAAUGUCACCUUCAACUCAAUGACAGUCAUGAAACCAGCCUGGACUCAGGCGUCGACCUCAAUGAGCAGCAUCGAAAGAAGAGCCAGAGCUAUCCCAAAAGAAACACAGCUCACACACAGACAGUCUAUACCGAGGAUGCAGAGCUGAGCAGCUGUGAGAGUGGUACAAUCAUAGCUUCCACACCAGAAAACACACCCCAGGGCAGCAGCAAAACUGUGUCCUACAUGCCAAAGGAGAAAUGUGGUGAUGAUGACAUUUCAUACGAGGGCAGUGAAUGUGCACCAAGCCCUCGAGUACAAAGGCUCAAGAAGGCAAGUGAAAAACCAAAAAGCACAUGGCACCUGAGGGAGGAAAAACCGCUUAUGAAGCUAAACUAAAGGCAUAAUUAUUAAAGUAAAAAGUAAAAAAAAUAUAUUAUUUUUGUCAUUGUCAUCAUCAAAACCUAAAAUAAAAUAUCCAUCUGCUCAAACCAAUACUACAAGCCAUCAUUUUAAAAACCUUCUUAUUUUCUUUUUGUCCGUUAAACAUAUUACAAAGUUAUGUAU
Tachysurus vachellii is the source of this 2523-nucleotide messenger RNA. RefSeq names its product protein FAM171B-like. Lineage: Eukaryota; Metazoa; Chordata; Actinopteri; Siluriformes; Bagridae. The transcript has 8 exons. The record is from RefSeq and is a predicted model, not a curated record. Bases 118 to 2355 code for a protein of 745 amino acids.